AUGGCGCUCACAGUAACACGACUUAGCCUGCGACGGGUUUGCGCCGCCCGACAACGGCCAUUGGCACAAGCGCGACGAUGCUUAGCGACGCAUUCAUCUCAUGUCGCAUUGAGUCCUCUUGAGCCAUACAAUGCUCUUGAUUAUACCUCGCGACUCGAAUCCCUCCGCCGCGUCCAAGGCGCUAAUAAACGACCCUUAACCCUCUCCGAAAAGCUCCUCUACAGCCACUUAAUCCACGACAACGAUGAUUGGGUCCUCGACCAAAUAGAGCGAGGAAAGACAAUCCUCCGCCUACGACCCGACCGCGUUGCUUGCCACGAUGCGACAGCGACAAUGGCUCUUCUUCAAUUCAUCAGCGCUGGUCUGCCCAGAGUCCAAGUACCCACAUCCGUUCACAGUGAUCAUCUCAUCGUGGCAGAGUACGGAGCGAAGAAAGACCUUGAGCGCGCUGCGGGUGAUCAUCGCGAAGUUUAUGCCUUUUUGAGCAGUGCCGCAAAGAAAUAUGGUAUUGGGUAUUGGAAACCUGGUGCGGGUAUUAUACACACUACUAUCUUUGAGAACUACGCUUUCCCGGGUGGUUUGUUCAUUGGUACAGACUCACAUACUCCUAACGCUGGCGGAAUGGGUGUUCUUGGUAUUGGAGUUGGCGGCUCCGAUGCUGUCGAUGCGAUGGCCGGAAUGCCAUGGGAGCUUGUCUGUCCGAAGGUCUUGGGAGUUCGGCUUACAGGAAGCUUGUCGGGAUGGGCCUCUUCCAAGGACAUCAUCUGCAAGCUUGCUGGCAUUCUUACUGUCUCUGGUGGAAAGGGCAAGGUCAUCGAGUUCUUCGGUCCGGGUGCUGAGACAUUGGGCGCCACAGCCAUGGCGACUGUUUGCAACAUGUCUGCUGAGGUUGGAUCAACAUCAUGCAUCUUCCCUUACUCACAAGCCAUGGCACGAUAUCUUGCAGCGACUAAGCGAGAAGAUAUCGCACGCUAUGCUGACGGUUUUACUGAGACAUUGCUUACUGCCGACCGUGGCAGUGAGGACUACUACGACCAGGUCAUUGAGAUUGAUCUCUCAACGCUUGAACCUCACAUCAACGGCCCCUUCACCCCCGACCUCUCACAUCCCUUGUCCCAGUUCAAGACACGAGUUCAGGAGAGUUCCUGGCCCUCUAGGAUCAGCCAUAGCAUGGUUGGCAGCUGCACGAACAGCUCAUACGAGGAUCUCGAGAAGGUCUACGACUUGGUUCAACAGGCCAAGAAGGCAGGCAUCGACCGGCCCAGAACACCGUUUAUGGUAAGCCCUGGCAGCGAACAGAUUCGUGCAACUGCAGAGGAGAGCGGUAUCCUACCUAGUCUAAGGGAGGCUGGAGCUGUUGUUCUCAGCAACUCUUGCGGACCCUGCGUUGGGCAGUGGGACAGGAAGGACGUGGAUGUUGCUGGAGCAGAGGACAACUCGGUCAUUUCCAGCUUCAAUCGCAACUUCACUGGUCGCCAUGAUGGAAACCCCGCGACACAUUCCUUUGUCACAUCUCCGGAGAUCGCCACUGCUUUCGCUUAUGCCGGCGAUUUAUCCUUCAAUCCCAUGCACGACACCAUUCCCAUUGACGAGUCCGGCAGCUCCAAACACUUCCGAUUCACACCACCUGUAGCCAACGAGCUUCCAGAAAGCUUCAUCGCUGGUAGCGAUCUGUUCCAGCCACCUGUUUUAGAAGAUACCUCAGAUUACAAAGUUGCCAUCGAUGAAGGCAGCGAUCGCCUGGAACUUCUAACGCCCUUUAAGCCCUGGAAGCCAGGCCAAGCAGAAAACAUGGAAGUCCUUAUCAAGGUCUCAGGAAAGUGCACCACCGAUCACAUUUCUCCCGCGGGGCCAUGGUAUAACUAUCGCGGUCAUCUGUCCAACAUCAGUCAUAACAUGCUCCUCGGCGCAACGAAUGGAUUCCUCCCUGAUGCCAGUUCACUAAGCAUGACUGGCAAGACACGAGAUCCUACGGACGGUACCAUCAAGUUCGUUCACAAGGCAGCGAGGACAAUGAAGGACGCUGGUAUUAGAUGGUGUAUCAUUGGUGACAACAACUACGGCGAAGGUAGUUCUCGGGAGCAUGCUGCGCUAGAGCCCAGGUUCUUGGGCGGUGUGGCAGUCAUCGCAAAGAGCUUUGCUCGAAUCCAUGAGACGAACUUGAAGAAGCAGGGGAUGUUUCCGUUGACGUUUGCAGACCCAGCAGACUAUGACAGGAUACAGGAGGGUGAUGUAAUAAGUUUACUGGACGUUGAUGGCGAUGCGCUUCAGCCGGAGAAGCAAGUUACGAUGAAGGUGGUGAAUAGGGAUGGGACUGAGUGGAUGGCGCAGCUGAAUCACUCAUAUCAUACGCACCAGCUUGCCUGGUUACGUGCCGGAAGUGCUCUAAAUCACGUCAAGAAGACGAUCUUAGGCAGCGCGGCUUGA
This is a messenger RNA of Fusarium oxysporum Fo47, 2427 nucleotides long. RefSeq names its product aconitase family-domain-containing protein. Bases 1 to 2427 code for a protein of 808 amino acids. Gene Ontology annotation, molecular function: 4 iron, 4 sulfur cluster binding; aconitate hydratase activity. NCBI's taxonomy places the organism in Eukaryota, Fungi, Ascomycota, Sordariomycetes, Hypocreales, Nectriaceae. Gene Ontology annotation, biological process: tricarboxylic acid cycle. The transcript is spliced from 2 exons. Gene Ontology annotation, cellular component: cytosol; mitochondrion. The record is from RefSeq and is a predicted model, not a curated record.